UACCAUUCUCGCCAUCGCUCAAAACUUGCGGCGGAGUACGCUUCAGACACUCAUUUUUUGUGCUUUCCCCUUCUACCAGUUUCAAGGAUUGAUGAUAUAUAGAUUCAUGGCUUUUUAAGGCUUUGCAUUCCAAACUAUACCAUGCACUGAGACACAUUCCUUCCCCACCCAGUCGCCGUGGCUAUCCUGAAACCGUUUUCUGUCUUUCCUCGGGCAUGUUCUGCGUCCCAGCUCUUCACCAAAGACCGAAUUCCCUCGAUUCGUUCUUUCUCUCCUUUCCCUGCAAGACCGUACCGCUCGACUCGGCUUGCCGAUCUCUUCUCCUCCCCAAUAUCUUAUCCUCGCAAACGACAACGGACUCACCUGAGCGGAAAACAUUGUUCCUCGGCAAGAAGAAGACUGGUCUGGGAUGAAGGAAAGGCUGGAGUACAAGAGAGAAGCUUUAGUCCCCCUCGAGCCCGCCUGAGCAUUCCUCGCCUGUCUGCUCAGAGAUUCUCUUCUGCCUGGUCCCGGCGUAAAGCCUACAGAAAAAGCAUUCUACUGGAUCAAGUUGGAAUCAAGGCACUGUCGCCCACAAAGUCCCCAAGAUCCUAUACAAUGCAUCCGCAUAAAGAGGGCAACAAACCGGUCGGAGUGCGCACAAAUUUCCACUUCCAAUUCAUUACAACUCCCACUUCCGACACUCCUGGAACGUCGAUCGUACUACACUUCGAUUCCAAGAGAUAUAUCUUUGGAGAGAUUACCGAAGGAACUCAAAGAGCAUGUGUACAACGUGGAAUUGGACUCCGGAAAGUCCGCGGCCUGUUUCUCUCUGGAAAGACGCUCUGGAACAAUGGAGGCCUCAUAGGCCUCAUCCUUUCCAUGGCGGAUGUACAGCAGUCAGAGAUUGACGAAGACACCAUGAGACGCCCCAGAUUGCACAUACAUGCAGGUCCGAAGCAGCUACACUCGUUUGCAUGUGCGCGCAGAUUCGUCUUCCGCACGGGGAUGCCGUUGUCAGUUCAUGAGGUCAAUGUUCGCAAGAACAGGACUGAUCCAAAGCCGAUCCAUGUGGAUGAGCAUAUCCGGGUGUGGGCACUGCCCAUCGAGGACCGCUCUACCAUCCCCCUGCUACACGAGAAACCCGAUGACUCCACUGUCGACGACUUCCAGUUGGAAAAAGAGCAAAUAUUGCGAAAAGAAGUUGUCAACAACAUGUUCGACUCUGAUUGGAGGCGUGAUCAACUUCUGCAGGCUAAGCUCAAGGACAUCAAAUUGCCGGCAGUAGUAUGGGUGAGGGAUCCCGAGACGAAGACACUGAUCACUUAUCCCGUUUUUGACAUCAACAAAACCACUCUUACGCCGGACACGGAAGUUCUGGUUCGCAGUCCCUGGCCUGCCUCAACUGUACAGGAGCUGCCACCAGCAAGGGGUUUGCCGGAGACUAUUGCAAUGUCCUACAUUAUCAAGGGUCAUCCUCAACGUGGAAAUUUUGACGUUGCAAAAGCCAAAGCCCUUGGCUUGCGCCCUGGGCCAAAAUAUGCGAAGCUGGUGGCGGGAGAAUCCGUUGAGAGCGACGAUGGCAGACAAGCCACAAUCACUCCGGAAAUGGUCUUGAGCCCAACUCGGCCGGGCAGAGGGUUUGCCCUGUUCGAUAUACCGUCAGUCGGCUAUCUUGAAGAGCUCGAGCGACAGCUGGACAGCCAGGCCGACUGGCUUCUGGAAGGAGUUGAGUCCGCAGUCUGGAUGACCAAAGGCAAAGUACUACAGGCGGAGAGGUUUCACCAACUGCUUUAUAAGCUUAAAGACCUGAAGCAUGUCAUUUCGGAUCCUCACCUGUGCAAUGACUACAUUGCAUAUGACUCCGCGGCGAUAUCUUCUGCCAGAUUGUCCCAAAUUGCGCCAGGUCUUUUCUCCGUUCCUCGAUUCGAUAAUUCGAGUGCGUAUCGAUCAAUGAUCGACAAAUCUAUGGUUGAGCUGGGCGAUGUCUUCAAAAAGCUCCAAAUCAUGCCGGCGAGGAGGGGUCUGAAAGUCAACGUCGAGCCCCAUCUCGUCAUUGACGAGGGUGAGGUCACUCCAGGCCUCGACCUGGACUCAUUUGCCACGCCCCUAGAAUCGGCAGUACAAGAAAUAUUGCCAGAUGAUGUGUCAACCUACCGUGCCCCGACUUCUGAACGCAAAACGGGCAUGGAUUUGGACGAGCCGGAAAUUGUAACCCUAGGAACUGGUUCCGCAGCUCCGUCAAAAUACCGCAACGUCUCGUCCAUACUUCUUCGCAUGCCCAAUGAUAUGGGUAACUACCUAUUUGAUUGUGGCGAAGGUACUCUCGGUCAAUUGAAGAGACUUUAUAACGCCGAACAACUAGACGAGAUUUUGUUCAAUCUCCGGGGGAUCUGGAUAUCGCACCUCCACGCAGACCAUCAUCUGGGCACAGUGUCCAUUCUGAAAGCUGUAUUCCAAACCGCUCGAAGACUGUCAGAAUCUGGGCAACGUGCUCGCCCACCACCUCCAUAUCUGUUCUCCGAGAUCAACAUGAUUGACUAUUUGGAUGACUACGAAUCCGUCAUGGGCAUACCAACCGAUGUGCUCUGCACCCCCGUUGCCUGUGACCCUCACAAAGGGCUGUUCCAUCGAAGCAGGCACUUCGAGGUGCAGGGCGACCUGUACAUCAAUGAAUUGCGCACCGUGAAGGUUAGUCAUUGUCACGGCGCGCAAGCCGUCUCUGUCACCUUCAAAAACGGGUUCAAAUUCUCCUACAGUGGCGAUUGUCGUCCCAACGAGGCUUUCUGCGAGAUUGGCGCCGAUUCGGACGUCCUAGUACAUGAAGCCACGUUUGACGAUGGAAUGGAAGGUGAUGCUAUGGCUAAAAAGCACAGCACUACGGGCGAAGCUGUGGGUGUUGCACUCGGUAUGCGAGCCAAAAAUCUCAUCCUCACACAUUUCAGUCAGCGUUAUCAGAAAAUACCUGUCUUCAGCAGCGUCAGAAUGCCGGAGCAUGCCUCCGAAGAGGACUUGCUUGACGACGUUGAUGCUGAGUUGAUCAACACAAGUGCAAAUGCCAACGAAGAUGGCUCAGAAUCGGAGCAUCCCAGUGCACAACAAUCGGGAUCGUCAGCAUGGAUUCAACCCGACUCAGCUGUGCGUGACCUCAACAUCGCUGUGGCCUUUGACCUAAUGCACAUGCGCGUCUCGCAAAUCCAACACAUGAAGAAUCUCUUCCCUGCGAUCUCCAAGAUGUUUGAGAUAGAGGAGGAAAAGAGAGAUCGAGCGCGUAUGGAAGUAGCUGCUCAACAGAAAGCGGAUAUAGAAAGCCGGAAACUAAAGAGGCUGCAAGCCAUGGAAACGAACAUGAAGAAGAUGGAUAAGAGCAAGGAGAAGAAGAACAGACACAAGAAGGAAAAGGCUGGAGCGCAGAGCGCGUCAGUACCUGGGGGGGCGCAGGCGAGAGAUGGUGACGGAGCAGCAGCCAGCCAUUCCACUCUCCCCUCCGACCUUGAUGUCCACAAGGCGGGGCCCACGACGAGCAACGGCGUGGAAGUUGGUAAGACACGCGACACAAAUACCAGUGAGGAUGUCAAUGCUAAGCGUGCCCAGACCGAUGAUGGCGGCGAGGUGCCAAUGUUGGACGUGGCAGCGCGAGGCGGCAUCUCAGCAAACCUGAGCUGUGCAGAACAGAAGCCUGGCAACGGUGAGGCUCCUAACACUGAGAGUCAGACUCCAAUGAAGAAGCGCAGGAUUGAAUAGGCUCUAAGUUGAGGGCUAUCGAUCGUGUGAGGGCUGGCGUUGCUCCGAACAGCAUCUACGCCUUGAGGUUGACCUCAGUGUUCAAGAUAAUGGAUUCUCUUGAAUUCUUUCAGUGCUCUUGUGCGACCACUGCCAGCGUAUUGUAAGCAUGAAGGAGCCAAAUACCUAGAUAGAGCUCUAGCUUGUACAAUACUGACUGAGCGAACUUCUUGUUCAAUUGUCUCCAAGCAUUCAUUCACGCCG
Messenger RNA from Cladophialophora immunda, 3966 nucleotides. RefSeq lists its product as uncharacterized. Gene Ontology annotation, biological process: mitochondrial tRNA 3'-end processing. Gene Ontology annotation, cellular component: mitochondrion. Gene Ontology annotation, molecular function: 3'-tRNA processing endoribonuclease activity. The coding region runs from base 598 to 3723 and encodes 1041 amino acids. NCBI's taxonomy places the organism in Eukaryota, Fungi, Ascomycota, Eurotiomycetes, Chaetothyriales, Herpotrichiellaceae. The record is from RefSeq and is a predicted model, not a curated record. The transcript has a single exon.